UCCAUUAACUUCAUUAUAGGCAAUAACCGAGAAAUUAAUACCGAAACGAUGUUAUUGCAAGAAUGUAAAGAGGAGUCCGCGUAUGAACAUUAGUCGAACGCAUCGGCGAAAGUUGCUUGGAUACGAGCGAAAUUUUCGCGAGCGAAUUCCAGGACGCCAUAAGUGUCAUGGGAUGCAUCGAGAGAUGAUUGCAGUGAAAAAAUCAAAAUUAACCGAAGAGAAGCGAAGCAUCGCUGCGAGAGAAGCCGAGCCAAACGAUGAUGACACAGAUGUGAAAGCAUGGGAUAACUGGAGUAAUUGGAGCACGUGCAGCGUGACUUGCGGGCAAGGACAACAAGUUCGUUGGCGUCAUUGCUCGUCUAAAGAGUGUGUCAAAGGUCUCAAGAUGGCACAAUUAAAACGUUGUCGUCUCAAGAAUUGUACUAAAGGCUUCCUCGGUUGGCUCGGGAUAAAGUCUCGAUCUAUAUAAUUAAUUAUGUAAUAAAAACGAGAUCAACAAGUCUUAUUUAUCUUGAAAUCAUUAAUCUUGAAUAAUAAAGAGAAUUAUUUCAAAUAAAUAAAGUAGAUAAAAAGCUUUUUACAUAAUAGAUUACGAUAUAAAGAGUGUGUAUUACUCUUUUUUUUCUAAAUAAACUUGAUUUGAGAAUAAUAUAUGUAUAUGAGAAAUGUUGGCGCUAAUCAAAUAAGUAAAUAUAUUAGUCUCUAUUUGCAAAGGAGAACGGAUGAGAAAUGUAUAUUGAUAUAUUUAAUAAAUCUACAAUGUAUAUUUGCGGAAAUUAAAUAUUGCGUAAUUGGAUGAUUUAAACAGACAAUGAGACAUUAUUAUUUCUCUCUUAUAUAAUCUUGUUACAACAGUAUAUACAACAGCAUAAUAGUCAUUUGUUGAAAACUCGAUUUAUUAUAUAUGCAGCACGAAUCAAAUAAAUUUUAACACAAUGAUGAAGCAAACUUCAGAGUACACCAAUCUCACAUACAAUAAAAUUAUUAAAAC
This is a messenger RNA of Ooceraea biroi (clonal raider ant), 991 nucleotides long. RefSeq names its product A disintegrin and metalloproteinase with thrombospondin motifs adt-1. The record is from RefSeq and is a predicted model, not a curated record. NCBI's taxonomy places the organism in Eukaryota, Metazoa, Arthropoda, Insecta, Hymenoptera, Formicidae.